CAAGUUGAGAGUUCAUCAGUACACAGCUUCUUGUGAUUCAAGCAGCAUCAACAAUACACCAAGCCAUCCAAUAUGAAAGUUCUGAUCGUAGCUGUUGCCUUUUUGGCCUGCGCCUUUGCGGAUGUUUCGGAAUUGGCCGAUCAGGGCUAUGAUUAUCCACAGCCUGCAGCGCCAGCACCUGCUCCUGCCUACAUUCCUCCUCCAGCAGCACCCAAGAACUCCUAUAUUCCCCCACCCCCUCCACCACCACCACCAGCACCCAAGAACACCUACAUUCCUCCUCCUCCUGCUCCGGCCAAGGCAUACAUUCCUCCACCAGCUGCUCCAGCCAAGGCCUACAUCCCACCCCCACCACCAGCACCCAAGAACACCUACAUUCCUCCUCCCGCAGCUCCCUCCAACUCCUACAUUCCCCCCGCAGCCCCCGUCCAGGCCGAGCAGCCCGUCUUCGAGGAGGUCGAGCAGCCCGCUCAGGAUGGUUACCGCUACAAGACUGUGCGUCGUCGUGUCCUCCGUCAUCGCAACUAAAUGACGAAGUCCUCGAAUUUUGUUGACUAAUGUUAUAGACCAUCGAAAAAAUUCGAAAGAGAAACUGUUUUGUUAAAGAAUCCUUAAGACAUCAUUAAAAUAUUAAAUAUUAAAAAGAAAACUUAAAUGCUAUCAUUUAAUUGAAACUAAAAGAAUUCAAAACUAA
Messenger RNA from Drosophila innubila, 694 nucleotides. Its product is annotated as extensin-like. The coding region runs from base 73 to 528 and encodes 151 amino acids. The transcript has 2 exons. Lineage: Eukaryota; Metazoa; Arthropoda; Insecta; Diptera; Drosophilidae. The record is from RefSeq and is a predicted model, not a curated record.